Messenger RNA from Mycotypha africana, 1722 nucleotides. RefSeq names its product cation efflux family-domain-containing protein. NCBI's taxonomy places the organism in Eukaryota, Fungi, Mucoromycota, Mucoromycetes, Mucorales, Mycotyphaceae. The record is from RefSeq and is a predicted model, not a curated record. Bases 161 to 1609 code for a protein of 482 amino acids. Gene Ontology annotation, cellular component: membrane. Gene Ontology annotation, molecular function: monoatomic cation transmembrane transporter activity. The transcript has 5 exons. Gene Ontology annotation, biological process: transmembrane transport; monoatomic cation transport.
CAGCUCGUUCCUCAUUUUUCAUUAAGCUUUCUUUCUUUUUCUUGAAAAAACGUACGUUCCUCUUAAUAUACUCCUUGUUUAAAAGUGUAGCAUAUUUCGCAGUAUAUAGCUUUUAUUCAUAAAAGAACAAAGGUAAAGAGUGAAAAACAAAGCAGCUUUUAUGACCAUUAUUCCGGAGAGUCAGACGAAAGGAGGCGUCACUAUUCAGUCCUCAGCACCUUUGUAUUCGCACAGAACCCACGAUAAGGAUAAGAUACCCCAUCUACAUCAGUCGUCACCACAAGUGAAGCUUAAUCUGAAUGCAGACUAUUUAUUGGCUCAACAACAACCGACGGCAUAUGGUCACGUAGAUAAUAAAGAAAACAUUAACUACAGCAAUCACCUUCACCACGAUGAGACUUAUGCCCACGAUGACCAUCACGAACACCAUGACCACCAUGGCCACCGUGGCCACCAUGACCAUGCCAACCAUUAUGACCAUCUUGGCCAUGAACAUAACCACAAUCAUCAGAAACACAGCCACGAUCACCAUGAACAUAAACAUGCUCACCCAAUGCAUGACCACAAACAUACGUAUACACCCGUUUUUACAAAGCCCUUACCGUCUUGGUCGACUAUCUUCUCAAACCUGAUUCCUGUUCAAAAAACAAUAUUCACGUGGUUCUUAAUCCAUUUUUCAAUUGGUGCUUGGUUAUAUUGCUUAGGAAUGAGUCGAGAAAGUUUAUCCCUUAUUGGGUUCGGCUAUCUUAUGUUUUUUGAUGCAUUGGGUGUUCUGAACUGCUUUGUGUCCAGCAUUUUGAGGACGAAUUCAAAUUUCGGUAUCUCCAACACAAAGAGACCUUAUGGAGCACACCGAUACGAAAUUGUUUUUGCAUUGGGAACAACUAUCUAUUUAUUAUUCGCUACAAUGCAUAACACCAAAGAGUCCUUAGAGCAUUUCUUAUUGCAAGAUCAUCAUGCCGGUGAAGCGCAUGAAGGUGAACAACAUCAUUCCUCUUCUGGCCUUACUCCACAAAUGUUUUUCGCUAUGGGAGCAGGUAUUGCUGCGACUUGUCUAUCGAGUAUUGCGUUAAAAAACCACGAAAAUUUCGUCCGCUACCUGCGACGAAGACCUAUGACAGUUCAUGGAUUUGCUUACAAUGUCAUUAAUCGCGCUAGAGGCAAUCCUAUCCACGUUUUAUUGUCAAACACCUAUUCCUUUUCUAUUGCGUCUUGUGGUGCUACGAUUUUAAUUAUGUAUCUGUUUGGCUUUGCGACACCUCUUAUGGAUAAGUCGGUUGCUUUAAUGGAAUCAGUCGUUAUGUUCUACUUAGGAUAUCCAACAGCAAAAGCCUUAGCCAAGGUACUAUUACAAACAGCCCCUGGAAGUGUACAAAGUGGAGUAGAUAACAGGCUUAGAGAGUUAUCUCAAGAGCCUAAUAUCAUUCAAGCUAAUAGAGUUCAUUUCUGGCAAACAACCUAUGGAAAAUGUGUCGGAACAGUAGAAGUACAUGUCAAACCAGAAGCAGACGAACAAUCCAUACUACAAGUUGUAUAUCAAAAAUUAGAAGGACUAACCACGAGUGAAGAAGGUCAAAAUGAGCUUACUGUUAGCAUCGUUAAACAAUAAAUCAGAGAUAUAGUGAACACGAAUAAACUCCUGAAUUCUGAACAGUCAGGGAAGUACACAAAUAAGUGAUCCCAAGAAAUCCUCAUUUUGGGUUCCCCCAUUGCAUAUUGAGC